UUGAAUAUAUUUCUGUCAUCUUUCCAGACCGCUUGCAGGAUUAUGUUGGAAAAGAGGAGGAUUUCUCUGAUCAGCAGCUCUAUGAACAGGAGAGGAAUUCCAGUUUUGACCAAGAGGAACCAGAACCUCUGCAGAUAAAAGAAGAGCAGCAAGAACCAGAACAUCCCUGGACAAAAGAGGAAACCAUGGAGGUCCUCAUUAGUGAGCAUGAAGAGCAGCUUGUUCUGAAGCAAUGUUUGCCAUGCGGAGACAACUUUCUAAAAGAAGAACUUUUAAUAGAUCACAUGAUAACUCAAACAGAUCAGAAGAAUAAUGAAUGUCUGUCCUGUGGAAAAAAAUUCACCUAUAAAUCUGACCUUAAUAAACACAUGAGAAUACACACAGGUGAGAGGCCUUUUAAAUGUCCGUCCUGUGGAAACGGUUUCAGAACGAAAUCUCAUCUUAAUAAGCACAUCAAAAUCCACACAGGUGAGAAACCUUUCUCCUGUACAACUUGUGGCAAACGUUUUAUUGAAAAAAGUAGUUUGACUGAACACGUGAAGAUUCAUUCAGGUGAAAGACCUUUUUCUUGCAAGACCUGUGAAAAACGUUUCAUCUAUAAAUCUCACCUUAAUAAACACAUCAGAACGCACACAGGUGAGAAGCCUUUCAAAUGUCUGUCCUGUGGAAACAGUUUCAGAACAAAUUCUCAUCUGAAUAAACACAUCAAAAUCCACACAGGUGAGAGGCCUUUCUCCUGUACAACUUGUGGGAAAUGUUUUAUUGAAAAAAGUAAUUUGACUGAACACCUGAAGACUCAUUCAGGUGAAAGACCUUUUUCUUGCGAGACCUGUGAAAAACGUUUCAUAUACAGAUCUCACCUUAAUAAGCACAUCAGAAUUCACACAGGUGAGAAGCCUUUCAAAUGCCUGUCCUGCGGAAACAGUUUCGCUUAUAAAUCUGACCUUAAAAAACACAUUAAAGUUCACUCUGUUGAGAAGAAAUUCAAAUGUCUGUCCUGUCCACACAGUUUCAAAAGGAAAUCUCUUCUUUAUAAACACAUCAGAAUUCACCCAGGCGAGAAGCCUUUCUCCUGUACAGUUUGUGGCAAAAGUUUUACUAUAAAAAGUAGUUUGACUGAACACUUCAAGAUUCACUCUGAUGAAAUACCUUUUUCUUGCAACACUUGUGGAAAAAGCUUCACUCACAAAUCUAAUCUUGAUAAACACAUCAGAACUCACACAGGUGAGAAGCCUUUCCCCUGUACAGUUUGUGGCAGAAGCUUUUCUGUAAAAUGUAGUUUAACUGCACACAUGAUAACUCACACUGGUGAGAAGCCUUUCUCCUGCAUGAUGUGUGGCAAAAGUUUUACUGGAAGAACUUCUUUAAAAAAACACGUCAGAAUUCACACAGGUGAGAAGCCUUUCUCUUGUACAGUUUGUGGCAAAACUUUUAAUGAAAAUUGUAGGUUAACUGAACACAUCAGAAUUCACACAGGUGAGAAGCCUUUCACCUGUACAGUUUGUGGAAAAAGCUUUGCUGUAAAACGUAGUUUAACUGCACACAUGAUAACUCACACUGAUGAGAAACCUUUGUCCUGCACAAUAUGUGGCAAAAGUUUUACUGGAAAAACCUCUUUAAAUAAACACCUCAAAAGUCACACAGGUGAAGAGCCCGUCUCCCGUACAGUUUGUAGUAGCGAAAGUUUUGACUAACUUAACUAAACGCAUGACUCAUGGGAGUAACUUUUGUAAUCCAUGACACAUGAAACUCAUCUUAAAGAUAUUGAUUUCUUCACAUAAGAAGUCACAGUAGCCGUAGACACACUGAAUCCAAUUCUUCCUCUGAUCCGACAGAAAAUCGUGUCUGAUGAAUUCAUGGCAUUUAGCGCUCAUUGGGCCGGAUUUAUCAAGAUCCAAUUUUGCGUGCAGUAAUUUGCGCUCGCAAACUGGAAUUUUGCGCGAAGGGCUGAACCAUGGUUUGCGGGUGAUUUAACAGGAGUAAUUGCGUACCUGGUGACGGGUGCAAAACUGU
Cyprinodon tularosa is the source of this 2013-nucleotide messenger RNA. RefSeq names its product gastrula zinc finger protein XlCGF57.1-like. The record is from RefSeq and is a predicted model, not a curated record. The coding region runs from base 186 to 1694 and encodes 502 amino acids. The transcript has a single exon. NCBI's taxonomy places the organism in Eukaryota, Metazoa, Chordata, Actinopteri, Cyprinodontiformes, Cyprinodontidae.